AUGGUGAAACACUGGCCUGCCCAGCUGCUGCCCACUGCCUGGGACAUUCCUGAUGGAGCCCCAGUCCCUGACACUGACCUAGGAUGUUGCUACUCUGGGCCAGCCAGCCUUCCAGCUGUGCUGUGUGAUCCUGAGGAGGUGGCUCCUGCCUUGGGGCUUCAAGUGCCCAGUCUGCAGUGGGAACCACGUGCCAUCUUGGGAGGCAGCUGGAGGAGGUCACAUGAAAAAAAGCACAGAGGGGAGAGGAGCUUGGGGGUAGCAUCACCCCCACCUGCCUGGUACAUUCUCUCUGCCACGCCUCUACCCAAGCUGUGCCCCCAGCCUGAAGCACCUUUCACACCCCUCUCUGCAGCUCCAGUCCACCCAGCAUUCCAGCCUCCUCCAGGAAGUCUUCUCAGACUCCCUCCUCCCCAGCCAACCCCCUUGGGUUGUGGGGAUGCUGGCAUGCGGGCCCUCGAGGGCCGCGUUCACGCUCUGGGUGCUGGCAUCACAGGGUAG
Messenger RNA from Lipotes vexillifer (Yangtze River dolphin), 498 nucleotides. The record is from RefSeq and is a predicted model, not a curated record. NCBI's taxonomy places the organism in Eukaryota, Metazoa, Chordata, Mammalia, Artiodactyla, Lipotidae.